This is a messenger RNA of Paramecium octaurelia, 1919 nucleotides long. The record is from the annotation of a GenBank genome assembly. Lineage: Eukaryota; Ciliophora; Oligohymenophorea; Peniculida; Parameciidae.
UAUAAAUUACUUUACUUCAUGGGUUGCGGUAGUAGUGCAGGAGCUGUGGUAGAACAAAAUAGAGCACCUGGAUUCAAAGGUCCAGUUUUUAUGACAAUAAAGCACGCUUUAUUAGAACGGGAUGUAAGAUUCAUAGGAGUUAUGGAUCCUUAUAUCAAAUUAAUUAUGGGGAGAUAAGAGUUCAAGACACCAGUAGCAAAAGAAGGAGGAAAGCAUCCGUACAUAUACAUUCUAUUAUUAUUUAAAUAGAAAAUGGGAAGGAUGUACACAUACAUUUUAAAAGUUGCUCGGAGAACAAGAUGUGAUAAUAGGAUAAGUGUGGUGUGAAAAUACUAUAACUUCAGACAUUUUGAUAGGUGAAGGUGCAUUUUCUUUGACUUCUUUAAGAAAAGGAAAUGCUGAACCAAAAAGAAUUUCAUUCCUACUCUUCCAUCAUGGCGAAAAAGCAGGUGAAAUAACUUUGGAAGCUACUUUUACUCUUGAUCCUAGUGGAAAAGACUUGCCAGAAAUCAAAGCCCCAGAUACUGAAGGAAAAUUCAUUGUCAAACCAAAAUUUGGUAGGUUAAAGAAGAAUACUAAUCUAUUAUUAAAAAUGGAUCCAUUUUUGACAGUUCAUUUUGGUAAUGAAACUAUGAACACCUCCGUAGAUGCAGCUGGACAUACCACACCAAAAUGGACUGAUGAAAUAAUUUUUACAAGAGAGACAAAUGAAGAUACUUUAUACAUUGAAGUUUGGGCUGAAUCUUUGAUAGGAUGGAAUGACUUCUUGGGAUGUGGUAAUAGUUUUAUUUAUCCAAUAGGUUAUGCUUCAAUAACUGAUUCCUUAGCACUAAAAGAGAACUAAUUGUAAACAGUUACAUUAUUUUAUGAUGGAGCAAAUGUUGGGGAAGUAGAGAUAGAGUGUACAUUUAAGACAUCUAAACCUCAGGAUUACUUGUAAAAGGACAAAUAGUCAGCAGAAGCCCCUUCAAAAGAGUCCUUCUAAUAAUAGCUUUAAACUCAAUAUUAAUAACCAUAAUAAUAAUAACCAUAGUAAUAAUAAUAAUAAGUAUUUCCUUAAUAAUUGAAUCAAUUCGUUCAAAAUUAUGAGGUUAGAUAUCAAAACAAUUAUGGAAUGUAGCCAAUGAAUGGACGAGUGGAUUUCACUUAUCCCAAUGGAGAUCAUUAUGCUGGAGAUAUGAUGAAUAAUUUGAAACAUGGUUAGGGAAGACUUUAAUUUAGUUAUGGUGGAUACUAUGAAGGUCAAUGGGCUAAUGAUUAAGUAUAUCAUAUAAGGAUAUCUUUUAGUACAAUGGAACUGGAGUUUUGGUCGUUGGAGACUCUCGAUUUGAAGGUUAAUUUAUAAAUGGGAAGAAAAAUGGAUAAGGAAAAUAAGUGUGGAAUAAUAGAUAACAAUACGAUGGAUAAUGGAUCGAUAAUAAUAUGCAUGGAAAUGGGUAAUAUACGAUAAUUAUCUAGUGAAUGGACAUUUGUGAAUGGAGCAAAGAAAAAAGGAGUUUGGGCUCAUGGAAAUAGAUUGAGAUGGUUGGAUGAUGACUAAAAUAUAAUUUAAGCUGGCAAAACUAUGACUUCAGGAUUCAUGCUAACAAGUCCAAAUUAAUAAUUUACAUUGUCUUUCUUCCAUGACGGUCGUUUAUACAUCUUUCAUAAUUAAACUAGGCAACCCAUUUUUUCAGUAUUUAUUUUUUAGACAAAUAGGCUAUUAACUUUAAUCGAUAGCCAAUUCCACCUGUGUGGUUGAAAUUUGAUCCUUCUGGAGAGUUAUAAAUGAUUGAUGCCAAAGGAGUACCAUAUUGGGUGUCAGGCUAAAACUUUGGUAAUUUUGCUCCUCCGUUUGUAUUGGUGUUAUAAGAUGAUGGCCGACUAGUUAUCUAAGAUGCUAAUGGAUAGCCUAAAUGGUAUUCACAUUGAAAUUAUCC